This is a messenger RNA of Mangifera indica (mango), 2815 nucleotides long. Its product is annotated as probable potassium transporter 13. Gene Ontology annotation, cellular component: membrane. The transcript is spliced from 9 exons. The coding region runs from base 197 to 2422 and encodes 741 amino acids. The record is from RefSeq and is a predicted model, not a curated record. Gene Ontology annotation, molecular function: potassium ion transmembrane transporter activity. Gene Ontology annotation, biological process: potassium ion transmembrane transport. NCBI's taxonomy places the organism in Eukaryota, Viridiplantae, Streptophyta, Magnoliopsida, Sapindales, Anacardiaceae.
AGGCACUCUUUUUCUUGUUCUUCUUUUUCCUCUUGUUCUUCACCUGCUUCGUUAACUCUUCUUUACAUUAAUAAUUUAUUUACUCUCUAAAAUUUUACAUUUUUAUUUUUUUUGGUUUCCUUUUUUCUUCAUUUUCACUCUGCUUCUAGCUCUACUUUUGCAAGCACCUCGCCAUUUAUCUUUUUCUUAUCCUUAAAUGGAUCCCGAGCGCGCCUCGCAGCCCCACGACUCUCGACUGAGAUUUUAUAAGAGUACUCUACUCUUGACUUACCAGAGUUUUGGUGUUGUGUAUGGAGAUUUAAGCAUAUCACCUAUUUAUGUUUACCAGAGCACAUUUUCUGGAAAUCUGAGGUUUCACGAGGAAGAAGAUGUAAUUUUUGGGGUACUUUCCUUGGUUUUCUGGACUUUGACUCUAAUCCCUCUCGGCAAGUACAUUAUAACUGUAUUAGGAGCAGAUGAUAAUGGUGAAGGCGGAACUUUUGCGUUGUAUUCGUUACUUUGUCGGCACUCAAAGCUAGGUCUUUCUAGUGCUCCUCAUGCAACAGCUGAUGAAUAUUCUCCUUACAAUUCUGAAACGCCCCUUAGGGAGACUAGGGGCAGUCUGCUUAUAAAGGAGUACUUUGAUAAACAUUAUAAUUCACGUCUUAUAUUACUAGUGGUCGUGCUUCUUGGAACCAGCAUGGUUAUUGGUGAUGGCGUUCUAACACCAUCAAUGUCUGUCCUUUCUGCAGUUAAUGGUGUAAAAGUGAAGGCCAAGGGACUGCAUGAGAAUUAUACUGUGUUAAUUUCUUGUCUGAUUUUGGUGGCUCUGUUUGCACUUCAACAUUUUGGGACGCAUAGGGUUGGCUUUGUUUUUGCUCCUAUCUUGAUAGCUUGGCUCUUAUGCAUUAGUCUGGUUGGUUUAUACAACAUAAUACGCUGGAACCAUGGCAUUUUCAGAGCUCUUUCACCAUAUUAUGUAUAUGUUUUUUUCAAAAAGGCUGGAAAAGAUGGAUGGAGAUCUCUUGGAGGAGUUGUUCUAUGCAUUACAGGUGCAGAGGCCAUGUUUGCUGAUCUUGGUCAUUUUUCUCAGCUUUCUAUUAGGAUUGCAUUUACUGUUGUUGUUUACCCAUGUUUAAUUAUUGCUUAUAUGGGUGAGGCUGCUUAUUACACCAAGCACAGAGGGGACCUCGAGAGAAACUUCUUUAAAGCCAUCCCUGAGGUUGUAUUUUGGCCAGUAUUUGUCAUUGCCACCCUUGCAACAGUUGUGGCAAGUCAGGCAAUUAUUUCUGCUACUUUCUCGAUAAUCAGCCAAUGUAGAGCACUGAGGUGCUUCCCUCGUGUCAAAGUAAUACACACAUCAAGCCAUAUACAUGGGCAGAUCUAUAUACCAGAGGUGAACUGGAUCUUGAUGGUUUUGUGUAUUGCUGUUGUUGUUGGCUUCAGAGACACAGAAAUGAUAGGGAAUGCAUAUGGUCUUGCUGUCAUCACGGUUAUGUUUGUUACCACCUGCUUGAUGUUUCUUGUAAUUGUUAUGGUUUGGAAGAGGAAUGUCUUUGCUGCUCUUGCUUUUGUGGUUUUUUUUGGAUCCUUCGAAUUGCUGUAUGUCGGUGCUUGCCUUGCCAAAGUCCACAAAGGGGGUUGGCUUCCGCUUACAUUUUCCCUCAUAGUUCUUUCUAUUAUGUGUAUUUGGCACUAUGGGACCUUAAAGAAACAUUCCUUUGAGCAACAUAACAAGGUAUGCUUGGAUAUGAUUCUAACCUUGGGACCCCAUUGUGGUAUCACUCGUGUUCCUGGCAUUUGUUUAAUCUACUCCAAUGUGGUCUCAGGGGUCCCUCCAAUGUUUGCCCACUUUGUUACCAACUUCCCUGCCUUCCACCAAAUCCUUGUAUUUGUUACUAUUCACUCUUUCACGGUUCCAAAAGUUCCUGUUAGUCAGCAAUUCUUGGUUAGCCGCAUUGGCCCACCAGAGUCUUGUUUCUUUCAAUGUGUUGUCCAGUAUGGUUAUAAGGAUGCUAGGAAGGAUGCCGAUGCUUUUGAGAACCAGCUACUUGAAACCAUAGCUGAGUUUCUGCGCAGAAGUGAUCACUGUGAUGCUGGAACUUCUGGGGUGAUGACUGUAACUGAUUCAAGCUCGGAUGGGGAUUCAGGUGGUGCAAGACAACAGAAUAGAGCUCGUACUAGGACUAACCAGAAGAGAGUAAGAUUUCGUGGUGUUGGAUGCAGCAAGGAACUUGAGGAACUUGAGGAUGCUAGGGAAUCUGGUCUGGCAUAUAUGAUGGGCAACACUUGUAUCCUGGCAACUGACACAUCCUCAUAUAUUAAGAAGUUUGUCAUUAACAUUAUCUACGGGUUCUUAAGAAGGAACUGCCGAAGUCCAGCAACUGCACUUGGGGUACCCCACACCGCACUGAUAGAAGUAGGAAUGGCUUAUCGGGUCUAGUCUCACAAAAAACCAGCAAGUUGGGCAAUUGUCCGGAUUCACUACAAUUUGACAUAGAACCUGACUCAAGUUUUUAUGCUCUUUAUAGGUAAUCUAUUCACUACAGUUUUACAUAGAACCUGACUCAAGUUUUUAUGCUCUUUAUAGGUAAUCACAAACAAGUUUAUUUAUCCAUUGAUGGCUGCAAUUGUAGGAAUAUAAGAAGCUAAGACUAGGUUGACUCUAGUUAUAUUCUUUUCUUUCUUUUUAUAUACUUUCAUAUAAAAUGCAUUAUUUUGUUCUGCUCAAUUUUCUGCUGCUAAAAGCUGCACAAACAAUGAUGCUGUAUACACAAUGAUAUUAUUUUUUAUAGCAAAGCAUAGAACAGCUUAACUGGAUCAAGCCUAUUCAUGC